CCAGCCAAUGACAGCACAGCCUCUGUACGUCGCUCACCGACCGGACCAAUCCAAUGCCUCUGUGGCUUGGUUGCUAAGAGACGUGUUGUGUCAGUGUUGCCAAGGACCAAGAAGGAAGACGGUAUUUAGAAUAAAGUAAUGUAAAGCGAUAAUAAAUGACACGGGACACUCUACUUUGACCGUGUCCGGUAAUCAUCCGCAGGAUGGUGAAGUUGAGGGCAAGAUGUCUGCUUGUCGGAGACGCUGCAGUGGGGAAAAGUGCCCUUUCCCACAUGUUCCAUAGUGACGGUACUCUAUUCCAGAAGAACUACAGCAUGACAGCCGGAGUGGAGCUUCUGAUGAAAUGUGUCCACAUCCCAGAGACCAGCGACAGCGUGGAGCUCUACAUCAUCGACUCUCCGGGGAAGCCGGCGUUAGUGGACACCUGCGAGAAAAUGUGGGGGGAGCCGUCGCUGCUGUGUCUGGUCUUUGACCUGACCAGUGAACCGUCCUUUACACACUGCAGCCAGUGGGUGGACCGAGUUAGAAGCCACUGCCGAGGGCUCCAGCUCCCAGGGGUCCUGGUGGGCAACAAGUCGGACCUGUCCACCAGGAGGGAGGUCCAGGCCUCUGUGGCCCAGGAGUGGGCCCAGAGCCACGGGUUGGACUACCACGAGAUGUCAGCUGAGGUGGAGAACAGUGAGGCGCCGCUCCUCAGCUUGGCCCGGCUCUUCCUCGCUCUCUACCAGGAACGCUGUGAGCUCAUCCAGAGCCUGAGUCCAGGCUAGAGCCUUCCUGUGGAUCCACACACACACAUCACACACACACAAACAACACACACAUCACACACACAUCACACACACAAGCACACACACACAUCACACACACAAACACACACACACACACACAUCACGCACACACACAUCACACACACACACAUCACAAACACACACACACACAUCACGCACAAACACACACACACACACACAAACACACACACACAUCACACACACAAACACACACACACACACACAUCACACACACACACAUCACAAACACACACACACACAUCACGCACAAACACACACACACACACACAAACACACACACACAUCACACACACAAACACACACACACACACACAUCACGCACACACACACACAUCACACACACAUCACACACACACACAACACACACAAACAUCACACACUCACACACACACACACACAACACACACACACAUCACGCACACACACAUCACACACACACACACAAACAUCACACACACACACACACUCACAACACACACACACAUCACACACACACACACACACACACUCACAAACAUCACACACACACACACAUCACACACACACACACACACACACACACACACACACAUCACACACACACACACACACACACACACACACACACUCACAAACAUCACGCACACACACACACAACACACACACACAUCACGCACACACACAUCACACACUCACACACACACAACACACACACACACACACAUCACACACACACACAUCACACACACACACACAAACAUCACACACACACAAACACACACACUCACAAACAUCACGCACACAUCACACACACACACACACACACACAUCACACACUCACACACACACAACACACACACACACACACAUCACACACACACACAUCACACACACACACACAAACAUCACACACACACAAACACACACACUCACAAACAUCACGCACACAUCACACACACACACACACACACACACAUCACACACACACACACACACACACACACACACACACACACACUACUGGACUCUGAUCCUAUUGGCUGUGAAUAAAGUUGUCUUUCUAUAGUUGUGGUGUUUCUGUCCCUGAGUCUCCGUGGACCAUUGAAACCAUCAAUGAGGUGCUUUAUUUUUCCAUCUGGUUGUCAUAGCGAUGGGACACGUCUCCGUCCUGUUGACCACGCAGUCGCUGAGUCGGGUUUUCUGCCACUUUGCAGAACACAAUCAAUCACAGACAUCUCUUUCUCCACAUUUAUAAAUAUGAUGCUGGAGAUGUUCUGAGUCAUCGACGGGCUUUUUAGUCUUGACUCAUGAAGCAUGAAGGACUGGUUUAAUACUUUAAGUUGCAAAUGGAAUCAUAGACGCAGUGUUUUUAGAUGGAAGGUGUGUUUUUAUUUAGGGAAUCUCACUGCGGCGCUGCAGCUCGCUCUCCUUCCCAUGAUCCUUUGCAGUUUGUGAGUCCGCCUUCCCCCCCCUCAGCGACGCCGACAAAUGAUGCCCUGAUUGUAAAAUGACACAAACUGAUAUUAAUGGAGUCAUUUCAUUGAUUUGACCUCAACCUUGCUGUCUCCCUCUCUGUUCAUAAGGGUGUGUGUGUGUGUGUGUGUGUGUGUAGCCCCUAACUGUGCCUGACCUAAAAAGCUUGCUAAUUGCAGGUGAGGGAGAACACAGCAUCUGCUGCCUCCUGUCUGCCUGGUUAUUCUCCAUUAGCAUCUAAACGUGGAACCUUCCUUAAACACAAAUGAGCACAACUUCUGGUGUCGAGGUCGUCACGAGUCGGUUUUACUCGAUUAAAUGAGCUUUCGUUGGUUCCUGUGUGAACGUCCCUCUGGGAGGACACGAGACCUUCUGGACCUUCUGCCGUCCCACAAUGCUUUGAGACGGCCUCUCGAGUGUCUCUGAGGACCAAUCACGACACAACAAGGACUCUCCUUCCCGGUGGGGUGGGUCACUUUUUAUUCGUCAUCGGUACUUGAUGCAUCCGAGUUCAGAAUCAUUCAGUUUUGGCACCUUGAAAGACAUUACUCUUUUUUUUUUUCAUUUACAACACGAGGCGAAACCAAAGAAGAAGAAAGAUGAGACAGAAAAGAGAGUAAGGCUGAGUGAGGGCUCA
This is a messenger RNA of Pungitius pungitius (ninespine stickleback), 2898 nucleotides long. RefSeq names its product intraflagellar transport 27 homolog (Chlamydomonas) (gene ift27). Gene Ontology annotation, biological process: vesicle-mediated transport; intraciliary transport. NCBI's taxonomy places the organism in Eukaryota, Metazoa, Chordata, Actinopteri, Perciformes, Gasterosteidae. The record is from RefSeq and is a predicted model, not a curated record. Gene Ontology annotation, cellular component: sperm flagellum; intraciliary transport particle B. Bases 204 to 767 code for a protein of 187 amino acids. The transcript is spliced from 7 exons. Gene Ontology annotation, molecular function: GTPase activity; GTP binding.